Messenger RNA from Betta splendens (Siamese fighting fish), 731 nucleotides. Its product is annotated as protein pitchfork-like. Gene Ontology annotation, cellular component: ciliary basal body. Bases 117 to 683 code for a protein of 188 amino acids. The record is from RefSeq and is a predicted model, not a curated record. Lineage: Eukaryota; Metazoa; Chordata; Actinopteri; Anabantiformes; Osphronemidae. The transcript is spliced from 5 exons. Gene Ontology annotation, biological process: regulation of cell projection organization. Gene Ontology annotation, molecular function: cytoskeletal protein binding.
ACUUCGUUGCCAUAGUUACAAGUCAAAACACUUGUAAGGACGUUGCGUCAGGUGGAGACGUCGUGUUCGUCCAGUUUCCGUUACUUGCUUAUCAGCAAGUGACUUGUUUUCUGUAAAUGUCAGCGGCGCCUGCUCAGCGUUUAUCGUUCGGCAGCGGUCAGGAACGGAGACUCGUUCCCCUCCAUCACAGCCCCGACCGGCUGGGAAACCAGUUGUCACGACAGAAUGCUCCGCAUCUCGGCCCUGGCUGCUAUGGCAACCACGAGUUUGGCACCAUCAUGUAUAACUUGGAGAAGAGACCAGGGAGUAAAAUGGGAUACGGUUUAUCAGCCAGGACCGCAGCUCGCUUCCCGUCCUGUAGAACCACUGUGACCCCUUCACCACAGCAGUACCAGCAGGAUCAGAGCCUGUCCAGAAUCCUCCCACCGAACCAAACACCUUUCAACUCAACCACACAAAGGUUCACAAGGUUGCCUCCAUCAGCGGAGACCGGUCCAGGUCCUGGGGCAUAUGCUCAUGAUGUAGAGACAAACAGAAAGGUGAGCUGGCCCAUGUGCUUUGGGAGCCCAGACUGGUCCCAACUGCCUCAGCUGGAGAAGAAGUCACUAAGGGUGAAGCUGAACAGCGAUAUCGAGUUCUUGAGGCACAGGAGAAGGACGGCCUACCUGAGUUUGUACUAUUAGACCGGUGGAUGAAAAUAAAAGCUGUCGAUCUCAGUUAAAAAAAAGAAA